Molecule: messenger RNA, 3999 nt
Organism: Cladocopium goreaui
Lineage: Eukaryota; Dinophyceae; Suessiales; Symbiodiniaceae
Source: the annotation of a GenBank genome assembly
AUGCCAAAGGUGAAAAAGGUGUUGAAGAAAGAAGCCCAGCGAAGGGUCCAGCUUUUAGAUCGUAAGAUGCCUUUUCAAGAGUCCCCUACUUUGAAGCAGCCUAGAUCUAUGAAGGAUCGGCAGCAAGCAUGGGUCCUAGCUGGUUUGAAGCACAUUCGGGUACUGGCCACUCUCGUGUCCAUGAUGUUUUCCAUUCCCCACCUGAAUUGGGACCAGCCGAUCGACCAUUUUGAGACAUUCGCGGGAUGCAUGGAGGAGAACCGCCGAGCAGUUCCAUUUGAUAUCAACUUCAACUCCAAGACUAUGGACUUGCUGAGUAUGGGAUCGACAUUGCGAACUCGCGACAACCCGCUGGGUCGCUUGGAUUCAGAGGCGGUGAAAAAUGGAAAUCUCCUUUGCAGUCGGGCGCUAGUUCUGAUGCUGCUAUGUGCAGCCAAAGGAAUCUUUUGGUGCUUAGAGCAACCAGGCCACAGGUGUAUCUCACAGAUCAUGGACCACGUGGUACCAGAGCGCUUAAAGGAUCGAGAGAUGGUGGUGCGGUAUGUGAGCCGGGCAGGGCAGUCCAGGUUUGGCCGUGCCCUUUCCAUGGUGCGGUCAGCCAACAUGAAGAAGAACAAGCGUUUGGCUCUUGAGUUCAUGCGAAGAGCCAUGCCGCGCCUCUUCUUGAAGAGAUUCUGCGAUGAUAGCUUUGGCCUGCCCAGCGUCUUUGCAGCCAAGAAUUCAGGGUCUUCUGCUUCGAGUAAGCCCCAUGUCAUACAGCCAAAGUUGAAGCAGAACCAAAAGAAGAAACAGCUUGGAGCAGACUUGAAGAACCUACGUGCCCCAAGUAGGAAGAGGAGCCGAGAGGACACCGACACCAGUUCCAAGGCUUCAUCCAAGAAGCCAAAAGUUGAAGAGAAAAAGGAGAAAGGAAAGGAAAGUUCCAAGGCUAAGGAAAAGAAGGAUUCAAAAGACAAGAAGAAGAAGGAGAAGAAGGAUCAGAAGGAUCAGAAGGAGGGCUCCAAGACGAAAGAUGAGAAGAAGAAGGAACCGAAGGAGAAGUCUCAGACACUCAAGACGAAAGAUGAGAAGAAGGAACCGAAGGAGGAGCCAAAGACCCUCAAGACGAAAGAUGAGAAGAAGAAGGAACCGAAGGAGGAGCCGAAGACCCUCAAGACGAAAGAUGAGAAGAAGAAGGAACCGAAGGAGGAGCCGAAGACCCUCAAAACGAAAGAUGAGAAGAAGAAACAACAGAAGGAGAAGCCUGAGACACUCAAGACGAAUGAGAAGAUGAAAUCCAAGGAGAAGGAGAAGGAAGAGGAACAAAAGGGAAAGAAGGGACAGCAUGAGAGAGCAAAGGAGAAGAAAGAGAAGGACCCGACCGAAAAGACAGGUGGAGAUGAGAAGGCAGUAGCCAAUAAGAAGGAAUCAAAGAAUGGUGCCAAAGAGAAGGGACAGGAUCGAAACAAGGACAAAGAGGAAACUGAGAAGAAGAAAAAGGAGGCACCGAUCAAGUUCAUUCCUGCACAAGCUCAGAAAAUUUCCCCAAUUUUUUCUCUGCCGUCCACACCACCCAGCAAGCAGAAAGCCGAAGCCAAACUGGCAGACCUUGCGGCGCAUCUAGCAGAGAUGGGCACAGACGAUGGUGAGGAUGAGUUGGAGCUGGACCUACUACAGAGUGGGAAGUUGGAGCAAGUCUCACUUUGUGAUGGAAAGGCCUCAGCAAAAGGAAGCAAUGGCGAAAGUACAGAUGAAGAGACAGAUGAAGAGGCAGAUGAAGAAAAGGAUGAAGAGAAGGAUGAGGAAGAUUCAGAAGACUCAGAAGGUGAAGGUGAACCGGAAAGCGGAGAAGAAGGUUCGGAAGAAGAAGAGGGAGACGAAGAAGAAGGCGGAGAUGAUGCAGAUUCAGAUGAAGAAUCGGAUGUGGAGGUGGUGGACCAGGGCCCACCAGGUGAGAUUGAUGAUGUGGAUCCAUCCACUUCUGAGUCUGAUGAUGGGUCUGAUGAAGAGAGCAACGGAGACGCAGAGACAGAAGGUGGAGUGGAGAAGGAUGAGGAUGAUGAGAAGGAGAAGCCAGAGAAGGAGGAAACAAACACAAAUCCACCCGAUGCUGCCAACCAACAUGCGUUGGUGGCUGUGACGGAGGGUACCAAUACCCAGGCAAUGGUUCUUCGCAACAGUACGACAAACAAAAGGGAGUGGGACUCGUACAUUCGUGCGGUCCAGAACAGAGGCAAAUUUCCUGUGGCCCUCUCCGAAGUGUUUCAAACGCAGAAGGUUGAGCUUUUCAACUGGUGGUUAGACUCGGGGAGGGACUGGGACAAGGUGCAGAUGAUUGUGAAAAGGGUUGCUGAGGGUCGCAAUACUUCGACGAAGGGGUGGCAUGCUGUCCAAGGCAAACAGCUGAGAACACAGCUCACCCAGGAGAAAUUCGACAAGCUGGUUGCAAGCCGCAUGCAAAGCGGCUUGUACUACCAAGAUGAAGACUUUCCGGAUGACACAGAUGAGACUUGGUUCUUCAUGCGAACUGGUCAGAAAUUUGAACGCCACGAUGAAACCAGGGAGAGCAUGGAAUUGGAGGCCAAGUCAAAGAUUGAUAACCAGCUUCGCAUGGCACUCACAGAUGAAGACUCCGGUAUUCUAAAGUCUGGCCUUCUCCCCAAAGUCGAUGCUGCUACUCCAGCUGGUUCAAAGGCGCUCCUUGCUUCGAUCAGCCAGGUGGCAACUGCGAAGCCCAAGCCGAAACCCAGCAAAGAAAAGACUCAGAAAGCAACCCCGAAAACAGUCAAAGAAAUGGCUGAGGAACACAUGGCAGAGAUGUUGAAGAAUGCAGGGAAUGCUCGAGGCCAGAGCAUCAAGCUUAGCAACUGUCCAUAUGGAAAGGCUCUUGCAAAGGAGCUUCUGGUCUGGGCAGAAAGCGUCGAAACCCUGUUCAAGGAAAUGCAGCAGGCCAUUGACUUAAAGGACAUGGGCCUGCUUCAGUCUCUCUUUCUUCAAGCGAAGGAGAAAGAAGAGGAAGGAGAGAAAGCAAAGGCCGCUGCAGUGGCUCUGUUGAAAAAGCCUGCCAAGAAGAAGGAUAAGGUCAAACCUCUUCGACCCAUUGCAGGCGAGCUUUUCAUGCAGACCUGGGCCAUGUUGAUGGAUCUGAAGCGUCAACGCUUGGAAGACCUCCCCAACUCCAGAACUGUUUCCAAGCUGACUGAGCUGGUCGGCAGAGGGAAGGUCAGUGUGGCCUCAGCGUGUGAAAUUGCGCAGGGCAUUGUCGCAGACCACAAGAUACCCCAUGGAGCCAUUAAGGCAUUUGGGUCCCUUGGAUGUGAGGGCAAACACCCCCAAAAUUGCGAACGAGAUCUUCACAGAUGGCUUCGAUCUCUGUAUGGGUUUCAGCUUCAGCCCUAUGUGCUACAUCUGGGACUUCAGAUUGAUUCCACCAGGGUUCGGGAUGUCGCCGUCCAUGUGCUAGCCCCUCAUGAAAUACUUCAUGCGAUAGCCACCAUGCAGUCGAACUUUGCAUUCGAUUCUUUGAUGCUAGGGAAUCUUUCCGAUGUUCAAAGGCAUGCCUUCUGGAAUCAUGUGAAAAACUUAGAACCUUGGGCUGACCACCCAGUGUUGGCAACAGCUGACUUCAACAGAUUGAUUGGGUUGACCAUCCACGGAGACGGUGCUGUGAUGAAACGGGAUGACGAAUGCUUCGUUUGGUCAGUUAGCUCAUGCUUCUCUACAGAAGGGCUGAUCAAAGACCCACUGCUGAUGAAAUUCCCGGUGGCAAUCAUCCCUGAACGCCAUAUGCUUAGCAAAGAUGUCCAAAAGGCCACCAAUCGUGAGAUUGCUAAGUUCAUCGCCUGGUCGAUGAAGUGGGCAAGCGCAGGUCUGGGGCCUGAAACAGGCUACUACAACGAGGAGUUUGGUAAGGUUCUGCGACACCUGCUUGGCGUCUCUUGGGAAGGGAACCCAUCCCGCUAUGAGCGGGAGAAAUUAUUCUCUUGCAGCAGCGUGGUGGUUGACCCGGUUAAAUCAUGA